GAAUUAAGCACCUGUCAUGGAAAAUGUGGAGAGGCGCUCCUUUGCUCUGCCUGUCUGCUGCAAACUUUCCUUAUCUUCCGGUGUUUGACUCAGUCCUCCAACACACUAAAGUCAACAGUUGCUGAGACGAGAGGCAACGACGAGACGAAAGGUGGAAGCGAUCGCAGGGUUAUGGUCGCACAAGCCGACAAAAGGAAUAUCGCGCCGUUGCCGCAGUGACGGGUGUAGUCGACAGUUAACGACAGGUGUCCUUUUCAAUGCAGCAGCUACUGACAUAGUCAUUUUAUCUGCGCUAAGGGCUGGGUUUUGAAGGCACAAUGCCCCAGGCCGCUGACAUGAUCAACCUGGGCUUCCUGUCUGAUUCUGAGCGGGAGCUGAUCCUUGAGGUGCUGCAGCGGGAUGAAGAGCUGAGGCAGGCUGAGGAGCAGCGUGUACGGAAGUUAAAGACAGAUUUGCUGGAGGUGAAGAGGAAAGGGGCCAAACGCGGCAGCGGCAAAUACAGUCAGCGUAGCUGUGGCCGAUGCCUGGAGCCCCUGAGCACUCUGACGUUUUUCUCCAGCCAGUGUAAAAUGUGCAACCACGACGUGUGCCGCAACUGCAGGACAGUGUUCCCCGACGGCUCCUGGCUGUGCUGUGUGUGUGCCAAAGAAUCGGACGUGAAGAAGAGAACGGGGGACUGGUUCUACGAUCAGAGGGUCAACCGUUUCUCGUCAGAGCCUGCACAUACGCUUGUGAGCGUCUCCCUGAAAAAGAGACAGCCAUUGAAUAAACGCGAGACAACUGGAGAGAUACUGUUGAAAAGUAAUGACAUAAACCCAGAUACUCCUGGGACUCCUCCUGUGCCUCAGCCCAGACUGAAAAAUCGAACGGAUAACAAAGAUCAUGCAGUCAAGAAUUCGGAAUCCAUUCUUUCAAAAGAAUCAGUUGAAUCCAAAGAGGACCUUUGGUUGAAGGUGGCCCGCAGUGACACAGAGUCUGCGGAAAACAGCAGCUUAAGUAGCAGCAGAGCUGAGACUGAGUCGAGCCACGCGACACCUGACGAACCAUGGAGAGGAAACCAGUCGCCUCAGUCCAGCACAACAGGGUCCAGUGCGUCCAGUCUCACCAUGCCAGUCAAAGUACAUAUCAACAGGACCGAGAGUGCUAACUCGGACGCUAGCCAGGCCAACCAAGUAAAAUCUGUCAGUCCAAGCCCAGAACUGGACGUCGAUAGACUCUUCAAGAAAAGUGUCAAAAGAGUCCCAAAGCCUCCCGAUAAUGUGUCAUCACUGGACCGUGAUGGACAAGAGGCUGCAAUGGGCAACAGGAGUAGUUCUGUACCAGGAUUAGACGCACAGGAGGAGGAAGAGGAGGAGGAAGACAUUGACAGCUUGGUUAGCUUUCACAGAAGGACACUGGCUUCAAGCUCCUCCAGCCUGCACAGCUCAAAGAGCGCUCUGGGCAGUUUGAUGAGUAUUUACAGCGAAGCAGGAGACUUUGACAGUGUCGAGGUGAGCGGCGACAUCGUCUUCUCCCUGAGUUACGACAACCACACCCAGAGCCUCGAGGUCUUCAUUAAGGAGUGCCGCGGGCUGGCCUACGCCGACGCCUCGCGGCAGCUGUCCAACCCUUACGUCAAAUGUUACCUGCUCCCGGACAAAUCUCGCCAGAGCAAAAGGAAGACCACCAUCAAAAGGAACACCAUCAACCCCGUCUACAAGGAAACACUGGAGUACUCUAUCAGCCGCACUCAGCUGUUCACCCGCUCUAUGUUGAUAUCAGUGUGGCAUCAUGGCCGCCUGAGCCGCAACGCCUUCCUGGGCGAGGUGGAAAUCCCUCUGGACUGCAGAGACCUCGACUCCUCCUACGAGGAAACUUUGCAUCUAUGCUCAAAGGCUGCCGCUGCUGCCGUGCAGACGUCAGCUUUUGCUCAGUACAGAGGAGAGCUGGUGAUCUCUUUGAAAUACGUCACGCCUAAAAAGCCUGCAGCGGGGAAAACGAGUAAAGGCAAAAAGGGGACGACUGAGGACGGGGGUGAACUGCACGUCUUAAUCAAAGAGGCGAAGAAUUUGAUGGCGAUGAAAUCAGGGGGCAUGUCGGACAGCUUUGUAAAAGGAUACUUGUACCCGACUAAAGCAAAGACCACAAAGAGGAAGACUCCUGUCGUGAGGAAGAACCUGGACCCCCACUAUGACCACACGUUCGUAUACAAGGACCUGGUCGCCGAGCAGCUGAGAGGGAUGUGCCUGGAGCUGACGGUUUGGGACAAGGAAGCCAUGCUGAACAAUGAAUUCCUGGGAGGAGUCCGUCUCAGCUCUGGAAAAGGCACCGUUAAAAUAGGCAAGGAGGAAGUGGAAAUGGACUCGGUUGGAGAGGAGGUCAGUCUGUGGGAGAAGAUGAUGCAGUACCCCGACUCGUGGGCAGAGGGCACUCUUCCACUGCGUUUCACUAUGCGAAGAGAAGAGGGCAAAUGAGGACAGGCUCCGGACCUCAGGGAGAAAAGACACUGAAGAGGGUGAAGAAGGCGAUGCCGCGGCCUCCGAGGCGAAGAUUGUGAGAUUGUGGAUUAAUUUUUAUUUUAAGACUCGUCAAAGCAGAAGUUCAGAGCAGCUGAACACCGAGGCCUUCCGCUCACACCUGACCUCUCUCCAUGGUGUUAACUGCUGAACAUGUGCCAAACAACACACACACUACACUAAAGUCUUUAUUUCAAGAGCUUUGAAACAGUUAUUUUAUGUUUUUUAAGAUUCAGGCUGCAUAUAAAGAAAAGGCCUGUUAUCAUGCACAGCACUUAGCACAGAAACGGUCUCACAAACAAAGUCGCCCUUCAUGGUUUUAUACGGAUUGUUGCGUCAAAUUGUGCUUCAUUCGAUCUAUAUUGUACAUUAAGAUUUAAAACUAUAUUUAUAUAAAAUGAAUAAAGACGUAUUCUUAAA
This is a messenger RNA of Solea senegalensis (Senegalese sole), 2915 nucleotides long. RefSeq names its product synaptotagmin-like 4 (gene sytl4). The coding region runs from base 318 to 2453 and encodes 711 amino acids. Gene Ontology annotation, biological process: intracellular protein transport; exocytosis. Gene Ontology annotation, molecular function: neurexin family protein binding; small GTPase binding. The transcript has 18 exons. Lineage: Eukaryota; Metazoa; Chordata; Actinopteri; Pleuronectiformes; Soleidae. Gene Ontology annotation, cellular component: exocytic vesicle; plasma membrane. The record is from RefSeq and is a predicted model, not a curated record.